Messenger RNA from Malaya genurostris, 3158 nucleotides. Its product is annotated as 116 kDa U5 small nuclear ribonucleoprotein component. Gene Ontology annotation, biological process: mRNA splicing, via spliceosome. Gene Ontology annotation, molecular function: U5 snRNA binding; translation elongation factor activity; GTP binding. The record is from RefSeq and is a predicted model, not a curated record. NCBI's taxonomy places the organism in Eukaryota, Metazoa, Arthropoda, Insecta, Diptera, Culicidae. Gene Ontology annotation, cellular component: cytosol; U4/U6 x U5 tri-snRNP complex; U2-type catalytic step 2 spliceosome. Bases 153 to 3077 code for a protein of 974 amino acids. The transcript is spliced from 3 exons.
UCUAAAAGCGGCUUUCUUUUUAAAGUGCGGAGUGUGGUUUUGAUAAUUCUCAAUAGAUUCAUUGAAAAAGGAUUCUCAAAAGUUACUCAUCAACAUUUAUAUAAAUACUGCGGGACCUUCUCGUCAGAUUCGAUCGAACGAUAACGAUUAUCAUGGAUUCGGAUUUAUACGAUGAAUUCGGCAACUACAUCGGUCCCGAUUUGGAGAGCGACGAAGAUGACGACCAGAGCUUAUAUGGUCAACCUGAUCAACAGGAUGAUUUAGAUCUGGAGGAUAGUAUGGAAGAGGAAGUCGAGCAAAGUGAGGAUCCAGUCACAUCCAGAGCUGUGGUACUACACGAAGACAAGCGCUACUAUCCAUCGGCACUGGAAGUAUAUGGAGAAGAGGUUGAAACCAUCGUGCAGGAAGAGGAUGCACAGCCGUUAGAUAAGCCAUUGAUUGAACCUGUUAAAAAAAUGAAAUUUCAAAUUAAGGAACAAGAGUUACCGGAAACCACAUACAACAUGGAAUUCUUAGCUGACCUUAUGGAUACUCCCACCUUGAUACGAAACGUUGCCUUGAUCGGACACUUGCACCACGGGAAGACAACUUUCGUUGAUUGUUUAGUACGACAGACACAUCCGCAGUUUCAGGACAUGGACGAACGUAAUUUACGUUAUACCGAUACUCUUUUUACUGAACAAGAACGUGGGGUUAGUAUCAAGGCUACCCCGAUAACUCUUGUAUUACCAGAUGUCAAAAGUAAAAGUUUUCUGAUCAAUGUUUUCGACACACCUGGUCAUGUGAAUUUCUCGGACGAAGUAACGGCCGCAAUGCGUUUGUCCGAUGGGAUCAUUUUGUUCGUGGAUGCUGCCGAAGGUGUAUCAUUAAAUACAGAGCGCUUACUGAAACACGCAAUCCAAGAAAAACAAGCCAUUACAGUGUGCAUAAACAAAAUCGAUCGCUUAAUGCUCGAAUUAAAACUUCCCCCUCAGGAUGCCUACUUUAAAUUGAAACACAUUGUAGAGGAAAUCAACGGAUUGCUUACUUUGUACGGUGAUUCAACCAUAAAACAAGUUUCACCUAUCCUUGGCAAUGUGUGCUUUGCUAGUUCACUGUAUGGAUUUUGCUUUACACUGAAAUCAUUCGCACAACUCUACGCGGAUACCUACGACGGUGUAAAUCCAAGUGACUUCUCUCGACGACUGUGGGGCGACAUGUACUUUCACAAUAAAUCUCGCAAAUUUACAAAGAAACCGCCACACAGCUCGGCACACCGAAGUUUUGUUGAGUUUAUUUUGGAACCGUUGUAUAAACUUUUUGCUCAGGUCGUUGGUGAUGUCGACACCACUCUGGUUGAUACGCUGUCUGAGUUGAAUAUUCGUGUCACCAAGGAAGAAAUGAAAUGCAAUAUUCGUCCUUUGCUGCGGCUAAUCUGCAGUCGAUUCAUCGGGGAUUUCAGUGGAUUUGUCGAUAUGUGCGUGGAGCAUAUUCAGUCGCCACUUGACAAUGCCCAAACCAAAAUCGAUCACAUCUACACGGGUGUAAAAGAAAGCGGUAUCUAUCAGGAUAUGUUGAACUGUGAUCAAAAUGCCCAACUGAUGGUGCACAGCUCUAAGAUGUACCCAACAGAGGAUUGUACCUUCUUUCAAGUGCUGGCCAGAAUAAUGAGCGGAACUUUGCAUGCUGGUCAGGAAGUACGAGUUUUGGGGGAAAACUAUUCACUCGUUGAUGAGGAAGACUCACGUACGCUACAAGUUGGACGUCUGUGGAUUUACGAAGCACGGUACAAGGUGGAACUGAAUAGAGUUCCGGCCGGAAAUUGGGUACUUAUUGAAGGCAUCGAUCAGUGUAUCGUGAAGACAUCUACCAUCACGGACGUACAAAUGAAUGAGGAUGUUUUCAUUUUCCGUCCGUUGAAAUUCAACACUCAGAGUAUUAUAAAGAUUGCAGUUGAACCCGUAAAUCCGUCAGAGCUACCGAAAAUGUUGGACGGUUUGCGGAAAGCAAACAAAUCUUAUCCUCUGCUUUCGACACGAGUGGAAGAAUCGGGAGAGCAUGUAAUUCUUGGUACAGGUGAGCUAUACUUGGACUGCGUUAUGCACGAUUUGCGCAAAAUGUAUUCGGAGAUUGAUAUUAAAGUGGCCGAUCCAGUGGUGGCUUUUUGCGAAAGUGUGGUCGAAACAAGUUCGUUGAAAUGUUUCGCCGAAACUCCAAAUAAGAAAAACAAAAUUACAAUGAUUGCUGAACCGUUGGAAAAAGGUUUGGCUGAAGACAUUGAGAAUGAAACGGUAUGCAUCGGUUGGAACAAAAAGAAACUUGGUGAAUUCUUUCAAAUUAACUACGACUGGGAUUUGCUAGCGGCUCGCUCGAUUUGGGCAUUUGGUCCUGAUAAUACUGGUCCCAAUAUCUUGGUCGAUGAUACAUUGCCGUUUGAAGUGGACAAGGCUCUGCUAGGAGCUGUUAAGGAUUCUAUUGUACAAGGUUUUCAGUGGGGAACGCGUGAAGGUCCUUUGUGUGAAGAACCAAUUAGAAAUGUCAAGUUCAAAAUUCUGGAUGCCGUCAUAGCCCAGGAACCGUUGCAUCGAGGAGGAGGACAGAUUAUUCCAACUGCUCGCCGAGUUGCCUAUUCUGCUUUCUUGAUGGCAACACCACGCCUGAUGGAACCGUAUCUAUUCGUAGAAGUACAAGCCCCGGCCGAUUGCGUGUCAUCGGUUUAUACCGUUCUAGCCAGACGACGAGGUCAUGUAACGCAAGAUGCUCCCGUUCCUGGUUCUCCACUUUACACCAUCAAAGCGUUUAUUCCAGCCAUCGAUUCAUUCGGCUUCGAAACCGAUUUGCGCACUCACACUCAAGGACAGGCUUUCUGUCUCUCUGUGUUUCAUCACUGGCAAAUUGUUCCUGGUGAUCCGUUGGACAAGAGCAUUAUAAUCCGCCCACUAGAACCACAACCGGCGACGCAUUUGGCUCGAGAAUUUAUGAUUAAAACACGUCGCCGAAAGGGUCUUUCCGAGGAUGUAUCGAUCAACAAGUUCUUCGAUGAUCCCAUGUUACUCGAAUUAGCACGGCAGGAUGUGCUUCUCAACUAUCCCAUCUAAUAAUGUAAGCAAAGUUUUCGGUUCGAAGCGUAAUAAAUACAGUUAAACGUAUCUGUAACAAGCUGGAAUGCUGCAUUAUAU